AUGGCCGACGCCGCCGCGAGCCCCCCGAAGCAGAGCGCUGCCGGUGCGCGGCCGCAGCUCACGACGACGAUGCGCAGCAGCUCGUACCUGAGCGACCACCAGCAGUACCGGCCGCCGCGCCAGCCCGAGCCGCAUCAUGGCAUCGACACCGUCGUCGAGGACAUUAGCCCGGCCGCCGUCAGCCCGCACCGAGGGUCGCCGACGGCGCGGCCCAUCAUGCCCUUCAACGGCAUCCCCUCCGAGGACAACCCCCCGACGAUAGUGGACAGCGGCGUGAGCCACAGCUUCUCGCACCCCAACUGCGCGCCCGCCGGCGGCCGGUCCACGGACCGCCUUGUUGCGACGCUCUUCUACAAGUCGGCCGACAGGGGGUCGCCGUUGACGGCCGCGACGGGGGCAAGAGGCGGCACCGGCGGCGCUCUUUCGGACAGCAACGAGUCGCUCCCGGCCAACAUGGCGCCGACCACGAACAUGGACGCCUUCCCGCUCGAGCCGCCCACGCACGAGUCCGAGCAGCUCGACCACCUCUACGGCUCGUACAUCUCGCCGCUGUGCAUCACCUCCUUCCUCCACCUCAUGUCCACGUUCCCCCAGCCGCAGGGCGCCGAGCCGCCGCACUCGUCGCAUCGCUGCCUGGACAACUCGGACAACCCGCGCGUCGUCGAGCUGACCCUCACGCCCGCCCCGUCGCCAAAGUAUCUGGCGCUGUCCGACCUGCGGAAGCACGAGAUGAUAUACCGCUUCGAGCAGGAGUGGAACGUGGACGUGGCCCUGCAGCGGGACCUGGUCUGGAGGCGGCACCCGCGCCUUGUAGUCUUCGACAUGGACAGCACGCUCAUCACUCAGGAGGUGAUUGAGCUCAUGGCUGACACCAUCAAGGACCCCCCUAACCUGGCGGCGCGCGUGGCCGAGAUUACGCAUCGCGCCAUGCUCGGCGAGCUGGAGUUCGAUGCCUCGUUCAGGGAGCGCGUCGCGCUGCUCAAGGGUGUCGAUGCGGCCGUGUUCGAGGACCUAAGACCGGUCCUGGACGUUACCAAGGGCGUGCGGCAGCUCAUCAAGGCCCUGCGACGGCUCGGCGUCAAGACGGCCGUCCUCUCUGGCGGCUUCCAGCCGUUGACGAGUUGGCUCGCCGGGGAGCUGGGCAUCGAUUACGCCCACGCCAACGAGGUGGUCAUCGCAGACGGCAAGCUGACGGGCGAGACCAGGGGCACCAUCGUCGGCAAGGAGCGCAAGCGCGACCUGCUCGUCGAGAUCGCCGCAAAGGAGGGCAUUGACCUCGCGCAGGUCGUGGCCGUGGGUGACGGCGCCAACGACCUCCUCAUGCUGGAAAAGGCCGGCCUGGGCGUCGCCUGGAACGCGAAGCCGCGGGUGCAGAUGGAGGCGGACGCACGGCUCAACGGGGAGAGCCUGCUGGAUCUGCUGUUCCUGUUUGGCUUCACGAGCGAGGAGGUUGAGAUGCUGGCCAAGUAG
Messenger RNA from Purpureocillium lilacinum, 1470 nucleotides. RefSeq lists its product as uncharacterized. Gene Ontology annotation, cellular component: cytoplasm. Gene Ontology annotation, molecular function: L-phosphoserine phosphatase activity; magnesium ion binding. Lineage: Eukaryota; Fungi; Ascomycota; Sordariomycetes; Hypocreales; Ophiocordycipitaceae. The record is from RefSeq and is a predicted model, not a curated record. Gene Ontology annotation, biological process: dephosphorylation; L-serine biosynthetic process.